Molecule: messenger RNA, 2759 nt
Organism: Tribolium madens (black flour beetle)
Lineage: Eukaryota; Metazoa; Arthropoda; Insecta; Coleoptera; Tenebrionidae
Gene: Mms19
Product: MMS19 nucleotide excision repair protein homolog
Exons: 11
Coding region: 68-2743 (891 amino acids)
Biological process (GO): iron-sulfur cluster assembly
Cellular component (GO): cytosolic [4Fe-4S] assembly targeting complex
Source: RefSeq, a predicted model, not a curated record
UGUGUUUUAAUCAAUUGACUGAAUCCGGUCCUGUCAUUUGUCAUCUGUCAAAAAAAGUGAAGUUAUAAUGGAGAAAAAUUUAGUUGAGAAUUUUCAAAAUUUAACUCAAGACGACCCUAAAUUCGGCGAAAAAUGCCAGAUUUUGGUUGAGGGCCUCGAAUCGGGUCAAAUGACACUCUUGCAACUUGUUGAGGAGUUAAGGGGGCUCCUUGUCGACACCAAUCCAAAAGGUCGUGAAUUAGGAAUGUGGGUUUUAACACGUGUUGUUGAGACUUUGCCCCCUGAUUUUUUCGAUGAAACCCAAUUGAAAUUUAUUUGUCAGUUUUACACGGACCGGCUUAAGGACAACCAUCUUGUCAUCCCACCUGUUUUGAGGGGUUUCCUGGUGUUGAUUCGCCACGAGGGGGCCCCAAAAGGAAGCGCUGGGGCUUUUCUAACCCAACUUUUCCACAACAUAUCUUGCCAACAACAACAAGAAACUGAUCGAUUCACUAUUUAUGAGAUUUUUGAGACAUGUUUGGACAAGUUUUGGCCAGAAUUGUCCGAAAUGGGGCCCGAUUUUGUUUAUGGUGUUAUUUCGGCCGUAGACGGUGAGCGAAGUCCGAAAAAUCUUAUUUUUCUCUUUGAUUGGUUUCCGAAAUUUUUGCGAAAAGUUGAAUUGGGGCAUCUCACCGAAGACGCUUUUGAAAUUCUGGCUUGUUACUUCCCUGUCGAUUUUAGGGCUCCGCCACAGGACGAAAAUAAAAUAACUCGAGAAAUCCUCGCUGAAAAACUCGGCUUUUGCCUUGUCGCCGUGCCACAAUUCACCGAAUUUUCCCUCCAACUCGCUUUAGAAAAAUUCGAUUCGUCACUCGAAAUCGCAAAAUUGGAUUCAUUGCGACUAAUUGAAUUGUUAUUUAACACUUUUGAUGUUUCACCUUUAAUGGUAUGGCCACUAAUACAAAAAGAAUUGUUUCAAAUGACCAAUCCGGUGAUAGAAAAUGCCUGUUUGAUAACAAUGACAGCUGUCAUUAAAAAUACACGUGAUCUGAUUUUGACAGAAACAAUCAAAGAUAUCUGCGAUACAAUUAAAGGCAAUUUUUUACCCGAUUCGAAAUUGUUUCAAGCCUCAGCACGAUUGUUAAUCAGUGUUGCCAAUGCAUCGGACAGUGUUGCCAAUCUUGUAGUACGCGAAACCGUCCCAAUUCUUACAAAUAUGUUUAAUAUUGCCAACACAGCGUCACAAAAAACACCAAUUUUGCAAUUAUUAACCGACUUGUAUAAAGUUAGCACCGAUUUGGAAUUUCUAGGGGAAAUACCGGUUUUACUCGUCAAGUCAACUACUGACCAUGACUUGAAUCAAGUCGCCUUCAAUUGUUUAGCAGAAGUUUCACCGAAAAUACCCGAAAAAAUCCGACAUUUACUUUACCAAAAUUACGUCAAGUUACUACAAGUGCCACAAGAGGGCGCCAUUUUAAAAUGUCUGGAAUGUCUAGCACGUGAUUACCCGAACGAAAUCGCUAUAAACUUGGUCGGUAAUACAGAAAACUGUACCGAAUGUUAUCUAGACGCAAUAUGUGUGACACUCGUAAAUCAAAAAUUUUUCACAGCCAAUCUGAUUGAUUUAAUUUUGAAAAAACGAUCCGUAAAUUUGUUGAAGAAAAUUUUGAUAAAAUUUGACAAUUGUGAGGAGAUUUUUGACGUUUUAAUUGCACGAAAUGUCACAAAUAUGUUAAUUGAGUUGGCUUUAACGAGUGACAUAUGUCAUAAAACAAUUGCAUUUAUUUUAAAAGUUGUGAUUGGUCGUAUGUCGAGCGAGAAACAAAAUGAAAUAAUUCGCAACGAAUUAAUUCGAAUUAAAAUUGAAGAUAUUUUUCUCUUGGAUGGAGUUUUGUGUUGUUUAAGACGCUACGUUUUAAUGAAUUACGAAAUUUUAAAUAAUUUAUUUGAAUUUAUAAUUAGAGAAAAUGAUAAUUUAAGAAGGGAGACAGCCAUACAACUUGUUGCAAAUAUUUUAAAUAAGUGUUCCAAAGAUCAAGUAAUUUGGGAAUUUUUGGACCGAUUUAGGGACACUAAAACCGAUCCAGUGCUCGUUUCAUGGAUCACAAAAGCCCUAAUUAUGCGCAAUCACAAAUUAGGCACAACUUGGACCAAUAAAUUAAUUAAUCAUUUCGAAGAAGAUGGAAGUAUAGCUCCUUGUUUUCGCACAAUUAUGUCCAAUUGUGAUUCUUUGAGUACAAAAAGUCGUUGUAAUGUUGCAUUUUUAUACCAACAGAAAUUUUUUAUGGUUGUUACGAAUUAUUUAAGUGAGAAUUAUAAUCCAGGAAAGAAUUCGUAUUUAUCAGGACUUGGAUAUUUACUAGAAUUUGCCCCAAAACAGGCCAUUUUGGUCCAAUUCAAAAAAAUUUCGAAAUUAAUUCUUUCGUGUCUGGAUCAAUGCACAAAUCAUGAGAUUUUAAUCGUAAUUUUGCAACUAAUUCGUGAUUUUAUUUCAACGAAAGAAUCAGUUAUUGAAGAAAAUUUGGGGAUUUUUUUGACCAGAUUUCUCAAGUUGACAACUUAUGACAAUUCGAUGAAAGUACGAAUUUUGGCGUUGCAAUGUUUGCAAGAGGUCACGUCACAAUUUCCAUUUUCAAAACUUUUACCUCAUAAAAAUGACGUUUUGAAGGUUUUAGGGAAAGUACUCGACGAUAAAAAACGGAUUGUGCGAAAGGAAGCAGUAGAAGCACGCUCUAUGUGGUUUCUGUUAGAUUUUGAUAAAUAAAUUUUGUUAAAUUACA